CGUUUUUGUUUCAGAUCCUGUCAAUAUAAGUAUGUUUAUGAUCAACUCGCUCAGUCGUUCAGUGACUGUUAGCGAAUCGGAUCAAGCCACCUUGAGCUGCCAGGUUGACAGUAAUCCCAAAUCAGUCAUCAGGUUACUGAAUGGAACUGAAGAGCUGACAAGGGCAGAUAACUCCCUGACAGCAACAUACAGACUGGAGUCAGCAGACUGUAGACAAAGAGGGAACUACUCCUGUACUGCCACCAACAACAUCGGGGCACCUGUCACCCAGAGGGUGGAGCUGCUUGUCAAAUGUUCUCCUCGACUAGAUGAAACAGUGCCCAAGCAACUCCAAGUACGCCUCCAGGCAGAGUGGUGAAAACGUGACUGUGUCUGUGUCAGUCCUGGCCUACCCCCUUCCUACAUUCACCUGGAGUAGAUCCAUCAGCACCAGCCAGGACCUCACUGGUUCCUCCAGCCCUGUCUCAGACAUCUCAGUCACUGCCAGACUACACCUUACUAACCUCCAGCAGCAGGACUUCGGGGACUACAGUCUUACAGUGGACAAUGAUAUGGGUGGGUCAGUGACAUACACAGUCAGCAUUGUGUCUACAGGACCACCAAGCACCCCAACAAACGUCAGUGUCUCCGCAGAAGGCCCCCUUCACUCUACAUGUUUCCUGGAAGGAGGAGUUCAAUGGCGGAGCUACUCAGACAUUCACUGUAGAGUACAGCACAGAUGAGAAGGACUGGAAGACAGCAGGGAGUCAUACAGAGACAGGAAGUGGGAAUUACUUAACAUCAGCCAUCCAGGAUCUCAACUCUGACACACUGUACUAUGUGAGGGUUGUCGCCAGGAACAAGUUUGGAAACAGCAGCUACACUGAACAUGUGACCGGACUCACGGAGAGGGAAAGUUAUACCCCCUGCAGCCCCUUCACACGCUGGAUUAAUAGCUGGAGUGACAGUCGGUGUGAUAUUGGUCGUUGGCAUUGUGGUCAUCGUUGUCGUCAUGGCCAGGAAAAGAUACAGAUGCAUAUUGCAGAAACCAGGUUCAACAGACACACAGAAUGCGUCACAGAUCCCCGAAAAUAGAGGAGAACACGUGCAUUUCCAAGAUGUUAACCCGUACUCUGGCCUGCAGGAUAGUGUGGAUGACAAACAGACUUACACAGAACUGAAGAAUUAUGAAAAUACUGAAUUCCAUCCUUCUAAAGACACUGUCAACACCUAUGAAGAUAUCAACCAGACCUCAAGACAUGCUUAUGAAGACGGCAAGCCUGCCAUGUAUGUGAAUGCUGAUAUCAAAGGCAAAGAUUCGCCCUAUGUGAACACCUGAAACCAACGACUGAAUCAUCAUUAUCUCUGACAUCAUAAUGGGUGACUUUGAAGGUUACAUACCAACUCAGUUGUGUCUCAACCUCUGCAACCUUCACCAAGAGGAACGUGCUGGUUUGCUGAAACCUAACCUUUUCAGGAACCCUGUCUACAGACAGCAGUUAAAGCUCCAAUGAACAACUAAGAGUUUUAUAUUAACUUCUUUAUGACGGGACCAUCUGACGGUUCUCACUUUAAAUGAGUGUCUUGCACUAUAACCUAAGCAUGCCUAAAUGAACACCAUAUUUAUUUUCGGCGUCCCUCGUUUACGUUUCUUUAUGUACAACUGGUAUGAACAACUGAAGCGAAUUGACUGUAUAUGACAAUCACGAGGAAGCAUAUAAUUUUAGCAUAUGUGCAUUGUCAGUUGAUUCAAAGUUAGAUUUUAUCGAUACAUUUGUUUAUGAUGAAUAUCGGCGGCGUUCAAGGCAGAGGCAGAAAAACAGACUUUACGUUGACAUGUAUUGAUGAGCUUUAAUUUGUACAACAGGUGUCGUAGAUGCCACAGUCUUACGACCUCAAUAUGCCCUAUCAUCAUAUAUUACAGUUAGAAGACCCU
Molecule: messenger RNA, 1915 nt
Organism: Haliotis rubra (blacklip abalone)
Lineage: Eukaryota; Metazoa; Mollusca; Gastropoda; Lepetellida; Haliotidae
Exons: 9
Coding region: 992-1318 (108 amino acids)
Source: RefSeq, a predicted model, not a curated record